GAUGGCGGCGGCGGGCCGGUGGCGGGCCGGGCUGGCCGUGCUGGCCGUGGCGCUGGGGCUCGGCGGGGCGGCGGCCGAGCAGACCGAGGAGCACCUGAAACGGGAGCACUCGCUGUCCAAACCGUACCAGGGUGUGGGCUCGGCCAGCUCGGGGCUCUGGGACCUGCUGGGGAACGCCAUGGUCAUGACCCAGUUCAUCCGCCUCACCCCCGACGUGCAGAGCAAGCAGGGAGCCGUGUGGAACCGGGUGCCCUGCUACCUGCGGGACUGGGAGAUGCAGGUGCACUUCAGGAUCCACGGGCAGGGCAAGAAGAACCUCAACGGGGACGGCUUCGCCAUCUGGUACACCAAGGACAGGAUGCAGCCGGGACCUGUUUUUGGCAGCAAGGACAACUUCCUGGGGCUGGGAGUGUUCGUGGACACGUAUCCCAACGAGGAGAAGCAGCAGGAGGCUCAGAAGAGGAGGUACAGCCCUGGAAACCAGCGUGUCUUCCCCUACAUCUCGGCCAUGGUGAACAACGGCUCGCUGACCUACGACCACGACCGCGACGGGCGCCCCACCGAGCUGGGCGGCUGCACCGCCAUGGUGCGCAACCUCAACCACGACACCUUCCUGGUCAUCCGCUACGUCAAGAGGAGGCUGACGGUGCUGAUCGACAUCGACGGCAAGCACGAGUGGCGGGACUGCAUCGACGUGCCCGGCGUGCGCCUGCCCCGCGGCUACUACUUCGGCACGUCCUCGGUCACCGGGGACCUGUCCGACAACCACGACAUCAUCUCGCUGAAGCUCUACCAGCUGACGGUGGAGCGGACGCCAGAGGAGGAGAAACGGGACCGGGAAGUUUUCCUGCCUGUGGUGGACAACCUGAGGCUGCCGGGAAUGGAGGCGCCGCUGGAGCCCAUGAGCGGCCUGGCCCUGUUCCUCAUCGUCUUCUUCUCGCUGGUGGCCUUCGUCUUCGCCAUCGUCAUCGGCAUCAUCCUCUACAACAAGUGGCAGGAGCAGAGCCGCAAGCACUUCUACUGACCCGGGCUGGCACUGGCCACAUCCCCGGUGCCACCCGUGCCAGGCUGCCAGGGACCCCAUGGUGCCACUUGCCACCCGUGCCAGGCUGCCAGGGACCCCACGGGACGGUGCCAGCCUGGUUGAGGAGCGCU
Taeniopygia guttata (zebra finch) is the source of this 1155-nucleotide messenger RNA. It is a transcript of the gene LMAN2L, whose product is annotated as lectin, mannose binding 2 like. Lineage: Eukaryota; Metazoa; Chordata; Aves; Passeriformes; Estrildidae. Gene Ontology annotation, cellular component: COPII-coated ER to Golgi transport vesicle; endoplasmic reticulum-Golgi intermediate compartment; endoplasmic reticulum membrane. Gene Ontology annotation, biological process: endoplasmic reticulum to Golgi vesicle-mediated transport. Gene Ontology annotation, molecular function: D-mannose binding. The record is from RefSeq and is a predicted model, not a curated record.